This is a messenger RNA of Eimeria mitis, 327 nucleotides long. RefSeq names its product R1 protein, putative. The transcript has 2 exons. Lineage: Eukaryota; Apicomplexa; Conoidasida; Eucoccidiorida; Eimeriidae. The coding region runs from base 1 to 327 and encodes 108 amino acids. Gene Ontology annotation, molecular function: structural constituent of ribosome. The record is from RefSeq and is a predicted model, not a curated record. Gene Ontology annotation, cellular component: cytosolic small ribosomal subunit.
AUGGCGCCGAAGGAAAAGAAGACCAAGGAACAGAUUGCUGCGGCUGCUGCCGCAGGCAGCAAGAAGAACAAGAAGAAGUGGUCCAAGGGGAAGAGCAAGGAUAAACUGAACUACGCUGUCAUGUUCGACCAGGCAACUUUGGACAAGUUCAUGGCGGAGGUGCCGAAGAUGAAGUUGGUUACCCCGUACACAAUUUGUGAAAGGCUGCGUAUUAACGCAUCGUUAGCUCGGAGAGGGAUUCGUGAACUGCAUCACCAGGGGUUGAUCAGGCCGCUUGGUGAGCAGCACCACUCCCACUACGUGUUCACAAGGCCGGCUGCCGCAUGA